AUGCCUCUCAUGGAACAUGGAGUGGUGAGAAUGAAGAUUGGUGACAGCAGCAAUCAAGGGCAUGUGGACAAAGUUUCUUUGUGGUUGUCUUUAUGUGAAUUUUCUGUGGGCUUGAGAGAGAAGGCUUUGUUCUUCUACCAUUUUAUCUCUUGUAGUUGGUACCAGAAUAGUGGACUACAGAUGCAGUUUCCUUCUUUGGUACAGUCAUCUGCUUACAGAGAAGAUGCAGGUGUAAAUGCAAGAACUUUGCUGUUUGAAGAUCCAGCAGCCUACCAGUAUGGACGACAUCAAUUAAGCUCUGAUGAAGACCCUGUGUCUGAAGCUCAUUUCCAAACACAAAUGCCUUUAAUGGGACAGCAUAGCCUUUAUGGAAGACUACCAUCAUAUGGACAACAUACAUUACGUAACCCAUACAGAGAUGAAUUCAGUGACAUAGCACGUGAGCCUGCAUAUCAUGUACAUAGAGAGCCCAUUGGAGUUCUUCGUUGUCGAAGUUACAGUGGGCAGUAUGCCUAUCCUCUUCCUCAGCGAAAUCCUGAGAGAGCUCAUAGAAGAUCUUUCCUAGAUAUGAGACCACACAUUUAUCGUCGAACAGCAUAUCCAGAACAACCUUUUUAUGGCUAUGUUGAUGGUGGAAAUAUGUUUUUCAUGAAUAGAUACUAAAAUAAUUUUCCACUCAGGAACAUCAUCUACAGUAAGCAAUGUGAG
This is a messenger RNA of Schistocerca serialis cubense, 708 nucleotides long. RefSeq lists its product as uncharacterized. The coding region runs from base 1 to 663 and encodes 220 amino acids. The transcript has 8 exons. The record is from RefSeq and is a predicted model, not a curated record. NCBI's taxonomy places the organism in Eukaryota, Metazoa, Arthropoda, Insecta, Orthoptera, Acrididae.